This is a messenger RNA of Blastocystis hominis, 3621 nucleotides long. RefSeq lists its product as hypothetical. Gene Ontology annotation, cellular component: chromosome. Gene Ontology annotation, molecular function: ATP hydrolysis activity; protein binding; ATP binding. NCBI's taxonomy places the organism in Eukaryota, Bigyra, Opalinata, Blastocystidae. The record is from RefSeq and is a predicted model, not a curated record. Gene Ontology annotation, biological process: chromosome organization. Bases 1 to 3600 code for a protein of 1199 amino acids. The transcript is spliced from 8 exons.
AUGUACUUGGAAGAAAUCAUUUUAGAUGGAUUUAAGAGUUAUGCUAAUCGUACAGUGAUCUCUGGCUUUGACAGCAAAUUCAAUGCGAUUACAGGACUAAAUGGGAGUGGGAAGUCCAAUAUUCUGGAUGCGAUCUGUUUUGUCUUAGGAAUUACCAACUUGUCUCAAGUCCGUGUAAAGAAUCUACAGGAAUUAGUGUACAAACAAGGCCAGGCGGGCAUCACGAAAGCAACAGUAACGUUAGUAUUCAACAACGAGCGCAGUGAUCAGAGCCCUAUUGGAUACGAGCAGUAUGACCGAAUCACAGUGACUCGUCAAGUGGUGAUAGGUGGACGCAACAAAUACUUGAUUCAGGGCCACAACGCCCAAGUGAACCAAGUCCAGAAUCUAUUUCACAGUGUUCAGUUGAAUGUGAAUAACCCCCACUUUCUGAUCAUGCAAGGACACAUUACGAAGGUCCUGAAUAUGAAACCAAAGGAGAUUCUUGGUAUGGUUGAAGAAGCGUGUGGUACUCGGCUGUAUGAGAUGAAGAAGGCUCAAGCCCAGAAAACGAUGGAAAAGAAAGACGUGAAAGUAUCGGAGAUAACGAAGAUUUUGGAGGAAGAUAUCACUCCGACUCUCGAGAAGCUGCGGGCGCAGCGCAGCGCGUAUCUUCAGUGGGCGUCGAACUCCACGGAGAUUGAGCGUUUGCAUCGUCAAGAAACAGCGUUCGAAUACUACUCGGCUCGUCAAACGCUGCACGACGGAGCCGAAGAAAACAGGCUGAUAGCGGAGGAGCUCAACCUGGAGAGCGCGAUAAACCGGUUGAAAGUCGAGGAAAUCGAGCGGAAGGUGAAGGCGAUCCAAUCCAACUCCAAAGCAAGCGCGGACGCGGACGAGUUGAGUGUGAGAGAGGGACGAGCGAGUCAUCUAGAGGUUGGAGCGCGAACGCUCGAAGGAUUUGAUCCGCGAGAACGCGAGCUACAGCAGCGAAAUAACCGCGAUGGACCGGGAGAAGCAGGAGCUUCGGUUGGCGGAGAAUCGGUUCCAGAGCAUGACGCAAAGCGUGGAGGAGGCCGCGACAGAAAGCGAAUCGAGGCGGAGAAUCGCGCGAAGGAAGCGAGCGAAGAGCGUGUGCGGCUCGAAGAGCUCGAAAAGCAGUUGGAACACGCCAAGCAAGGCGAUGUCGGAUCCUCCGGAUCCUCCGGAUCGUCUGGAUCGUCCGGCCGAAGCUUUGGCGACUUGCAACGACGCGUGCAGUUGGAACAAGCGAGCAAGAUCAAACAGCUGCGCCAGCAAUUGGCGGCGUCGGAAGCCGAGCUGGAGCGAAUCAACGCGACAUUGGAUCGAAGUGCUGGCGAGCGAGCGAAGAACGAAGCGGAGCUAACGGCCUGUCGAGAUCGCGUGAACAAGCUGCGUUCAGAGCUGAGCAGCAUCGGGUUGGACAGCGGGGAGUACGAGCACGCGCAGCAAUCGCUUCGAAACGUGGAGGCGGAGCUCGAACAAGUCCGAAGCGCGUGCGAUCGCGCUGAGAGCCAAGUGAGCAGUCUGCGAUUCAGCUACAGCGAUCCCGAGCCGCACUUCGAUCGCUCGCGCGUGAAAGGCCUGGUGGCGGAGCUGAUCGAAGUGCGCGACGAGCGUUUCACCAACGCGAUCGAAGUCUGCGCGGGCGGGAAGCUCUACCAAGUGGUGGUGGACACGGACGAGACGGGCAGCGCGCUGCUGAAGAAAGGCCGCUUGCAGCGGCGCGUGACCAUCAUUCCGCUGAACCGAAUCCGCCACCACACGCUCCCCCCCGCGAAAGUGCUCCAAGCGCAGCGAUUGGCGCCGCAAGGGUCGGUUUCGCUGGCGCUCACGCUGGUGGGGUACAGCGAGAGCGUGCAGGAGGCGAUCGAGUACGUCUUCGGGACCACGCUGGUCUGCGAGACGCUCGACGUGGCGCGGAAAGUGGCGUUCCACCCCGGCGUGCGCGCGCGGACCGUCACGCUGGACGGCGACAUUGUGGAUCCCUCCGGGGUGUUGGAGGGCGGCGCGCGGAGCCGCAGCGUCCCCGUGCUGCAGCUGCUGGCCGAGGCCAACCAGCUGCGCGAUCGGCGCGUGGCGCUGGAGCAGGAGGCCGCGCAGCUUCGAGCGAGCUUCGAGCGGCUGCGCGGGAAGCGGCAGGAAGAGCAGCGCGUGCAGGGCAGACUGGAGCUGGAGCUGCACAACAUGGAGGUGCUGGAGAGAAGCGCGGGAGGCGAAUCGACGCGACUGGAGAGCGAGAAGGCGGCGAGAACGAAGGAGAUUGCGGAGCUGCGAAGCCUGCUGGAGGAAGCGGUGGGCGAAGAAAAGCGCGGCGAAGCGCAUUUGCGAGAUCUGGAGGCGAAGGAGCGGGAAAUGAAAGCGGCGGGCGCGAGUAGCGUGCAGGCGCUGAUGGAAUCGGUGGAGGCGUGUCGCCAGAGCGCGAAGAUGAAGGCGAAAGCGGCGGAAUCCGGAGCGAACGAAGCGGAGGAGCAGCGAUUGGAGGAAGAGGAGCAGCGACGACAGCUGGGGGAGAUGGAAGCGGCGAUCGCUGCGCAGAGAGAAGCGCUGGCGACGCACGCGAAGGUGGUGGAGGCGCUGGAAGCGAAGAUGCGCGCGAUGAAGGAGGAGUACGAUCGCGUGAAGCGCGAAGCGACGGCGAAACGCGAAGAAGCGCACCGGCAAUCGGAGGAAGUGCAGGAGUAUCAGCGCGAAUUGGAGGCGCGGAAUCGCGAGAUGGAGGAGGCGGAAGCGAAGCGAAAGCAAGUGGCCGGGAGGAAGGCGAAGCUGCAGAAGGCGCGCGCGGACGCGGAGAGCCGAAUGCAAAGCCUGCUGAGCCAGUUCGCGUGGCUGAGCAGCGAGGAGAGCGAGUUCGGGAAGGAGGGAACGGACUACGACUUCGCGCGCCUGGACCCGAAGGAGCUGCGCGCGCGCAUCGCGAGUCUGGAGGAGGAGCAGGAACAUUUGGGGCGUCGGCUGAACAAGAAAGUGCUGGGGAUGAUGGAGAAGGCGGAGAGCGAGUACCAAGAACUGCUCAAGAAGCGGCGAAUCAUCGAGAACGACCGCAGCCAGAUUGUGAAGGUGAUCGACGAGCUGGACAUCAAGAAGAAAGAAACGCUCGCCUCGACGUACGCGAAGGUCAAUCGCGACUUCGGCUCGAUCUUCAGCACGCUGCUUCCAGGGGCUUCCGCGCGCCUCGAUCCCCCCGCAGGCGGGACGGUUUUGGACGGGUUGGAGGUCCGCGUGGCCUUCGGAGGGAAGGAGAAAGAGUCGCUGUCGGAGCUGAGCGGCGGGCAGCGAUCGCUGCUGGCGCUGUCGUUAGUGCUGGCGCUGCUGCUGUUCAAACCGGCGCCGAUGUACAUUCUGGACGAAGUGGACGCGGCGCUGGAUCUGAGCCACACGCAGAACAUCGGGAGGAUGCUGAGGAAACACUUCGGACAGAGCCAGUUUAUCGUGGUGAGCCUGAAGGAGGGCAUGUUCACGAAUGCGAAUGUGAUCUUCCGAACCAAAUUCGUGGAUGGAGUGAGCACGGUGACGAGGACGGUGGGGCAGAUUCUUCAGGAUGAGGAGAGAGAGGGAGAGGGAGAGAAGGGGAAGGAGAGUAAGCGGAGACGUGUGUAAUAGGAAUAUAGAUGCAACUGU